This is a messenger RNA of Amorphotheca resinae ATCC 22711, 498 nucleotides long. RefSeq lists its product as hypothetical. Gene Ontology annotation, biological process: proton motive force-driven ATP synthesis. Bases 1 to 498 code for a protein of 165 amino acids. Gene Ontology annotation, molecular function: proton-transporting ATP synthase activity, rotational mechanism. NCBI's taxonomy places the organism in Eukaryota, Fungi, Ascomycota, Leotiomycetes, Helotiales, Amorphothecaceae. The transcript has 5 exons. The record is from RefSeq and is a predicted model, not a curated record.
AUGAACUCCUUCCGUAUCGCUCGCGCAGCUCUGCGAGCACGCCCUGCAGCUCUCAAGGCUCCUCUUCAACGCAGAGGAUAUGCCGAGGCUGUAUCGGACAAGAUCAAGCUGAGCUUGGCCCUGCCACAUCAGUCAGUGUACAAGUCCGCAGAUGUCGUCCAGGUCAACAUUCCCGCCGUAUCUGGAGAGAUGGGUAUUCUUGCACACCACGUUCCAUCCAUUGAGCAACUCAAACCCGGUCUCGUCGAGGUCAUUGAGGAGAGUGGUGGGAGCAAAUCAUUCUUCCUGUCUGGUGGAUUCGCCAUUGUUCAACCAAACUCGGAAUUGAGCAUCAAUGCAGUUGAGGGAUACCCAUUGGAGGACUUCAGCGCCGAGGCCGUUCGAGCACAAAUUGCGGAGGCACAGAAGAUUGCGAGCGGAAGUGGAAGCGAACAGGACAUCGCCGAGGCAAAGAUUGAGCUUGAGGUUUUGGAGAGCUUGCAGACUGUUCUCAAAUAG